Messenger RNA from Cyclocybe aegerita, 1566 nucleotides. The record is from the annotation of a GenBank genome assembly. Lineage: Eukaryota; Fungi; Basidiomycota; Agaricomycetes; Agaricales; Hemipholiotaceae.
AUGCACGCCCUCCCGUCCCAGCCUCACCCCGCUUUGAACCAGGCACCAAUGUCGUUAUCACACGUCUGCCGAGACUGGCGAAAUGCAGUCCUUUCCCUUCCGCAGGCAUGGCAAGAGCUCUUCCUUGAAAUCCAUGUUACUUUCUUUCGUGGAGGACAUCUACAUCGCAUGACCGGGACCUGGUUUAACAGAGCAAAGAGCCUCCCGUUAUCUCUUUUCCUCCACAUCAAUCACGAAGGCAUCCCCAAAGACGGCCUCGACUCUUUCGAUGAAUCCGUUCGCGAUUUCAUUCGUGAUCUAAGCAGUGCUUUCUUAUCCCAAGUUCGACACCUUGGCCUGAGUGCGGAUCAAGUCCUGCACUAUGUUCCGUUUUUCCAGGAGCCAAUCAUAUUUCCGACCCUCAAAUUGCAGAGUCUGACGCUGAACAUGAACAGACCUAUCUCGCCUUCGGAUUAUUCUUCGUACCUCAACGAUUCUAGCGACGAGUCAGACGAUAUCUUCGUAUUCGAAACCCUACUUGGUCUCCAACGGCUCUCGCUCGACGAUCCGAUCACGUUCCGCGGGUUUGGAAGAAGGAUGUUUCCGUGGCCCCAACUGACCGAUCUCUGCCUCAUGCGGUGGAUAUCUCUCACGUCUUGGAGUAGUCUCCUCAAGCGGUGCCCGCUACUUCAAACAGGAACCUUCCAUCUGAGCUACGAAACCGAUGAUGCCGACGAGGAGAGCGAGGACGGUCCUGAUGAUAAAACAAAGCCAGUCCACUCUCACCUAGAGGAUCUUCGUGUUUUCAUCCACGAUAUGAACAUGGACGUCAUGCGAUGCUUUCAAACUUGCCGGUUCCCCAGCCUUCGACGGCUUCACGUAUCUCACGACCACGAGUUCGUCGACAUCGACAGGACGCGCAAACCAGUCGGAUAUUUCCCGGAUGAAUUCGCCUCCCUGAAAACCUUGUCUGUUGAAGGCGAUUGGUCUGAAUCCGUCCAGGUUUUAUACGAACUAUUUCUUACUGCGGAUUCCGUCACACAACUCGCCGUUAAGAUUUCUCUCGAUGCUCUGAAUCUUCUAGAGAUCAUGACUCACAAGAAGGAUGACGACUAUGACGACGGGCUUCGCGAUCGUGAAUAUUGGGAAACCCCUACAGGGCCUCGGUUUAAUUUGCCAAAUCUUCUUUCGCUGACACUCGUCAUUGGACACGUUACGGAUCAUGAAACCCCAAAAUUGCUCCGGUCGAUUCAAAAAAUGCUGGAAUCUCGCAUGGCAGAACACCUCAAACCAUCCCAGCGCCUCAAAAAAUUCCGCAUUUUGUUCAGUCCACCCAACGACGCAAUCUCGGACAAAGUUCGCUCCCUUCUUCAAAGCUAUCUUCAUGUGGGAUUUGACUUCGAAGUCGGCGGUCAUCUUCCACCGCACACGGGCAUUGUUUCCCUUGACGAAUGGAAGUACGGCGUUCAGGGAAGGAUGGCGAUGAAAAAGUUAGCGCACGCUGAACAGAAAGCAAGACGGUUUACGAAUGUGACGAGCGAUCCUUCUCUACUCUUGCUCCUCAAUAUUCCGGAAUAUUACCCGUAG